Messenger RNA from Lathyrus oleraceus (garden pea), 858 nucleotides. RefSeq lists its product as uncharacterized. The transcript has 5 exons. NCBI's taxonomy places the organism in Eukaryota, Viridiplantae, Streptophyta, Magnoliopsida, Fabales, Fabaceae. The coding region runs from base 1 to 858 and encodes 285 amino acids. The record is from RefSeq and is a predicted model, not a curated record.
AUGAAGGUGUUGUUUGACUACCAAGAUAUUCUUAAGGUGAUCAAGAAUGGUGUUACUCCUCUUGCUCGGAAUGUUACUGAAGCGCAGCAAGCAACGCAUAAAGAAGAGAAGAAGAAGGAUUACAAAGUGUUGUUCUUGAUUCAUCAAUGCGUUAAUGGCGACAACUUUGAAAAAGUUGGUCAUUGCGAUUCAUCGAAAUUCUACAACAUAGUUGUGGAAAUUGAGGAGUCGAAGGAUCUUACGAAGAUAAGCAAAGAGGAGCUACAAAGUUCUCUUGAGGCUCAUGAGCAAAGGAUACAUGAGAGAAAUAACGAUAAGGCGGAGGCGGAGAUCUCUUUGCAAGCUCGUUUCAACGAGAAGGACAAUAGAUCGAAAGGAAAAUGCUACAAUAAACAUGGUGGUCAUGGCACCUAUAGAGGUGAAAGGAAAUGGUUUGAUAAAAGCAAGAAGCAAUGCUACAAGUGUCAACGGAGCUCAAAGAAUGUUGAAAAGUUGAGUUGUGGUCGGUUGGAUGAUAUGAUUGACCGGUUGCAUGAAGAGGAAGAUGCUAUUAUUAGUAUGAAAGGAGUUCAACGUAGUGAGGAGUGUAUCGGUGAUGUUUUGAUCAUGAGAAGGGAUGGUGGAUAUUCCUUGAUCAAAUGUGUCUUUUAUAUUCCAGGAAACGAAUGUAACCUUCUAAGCAUUGGCCAAUUUCUUAAGAAGGAUUACAAGAUUCAUAUGGAAAAUAAGGGGCUGCGCAUUUUAGAUGAAAAUGGAGUUUUGGUCCUUAAAGCGCCUAUGGAUGCCAAUAGAACCUUCAAGGUUGAGUUGAAGGUUAUGGAGCAUAGAUAUCUUGCUACUACAUCAAGUAGAGAUUAG